AUAUUUAUCGACAUGCCACCACAGAUACUUCCAAUAAAAAAACAUUAACUCAUGGUAGAGCAAUUUUUUUUGGCGAAUAUUAACAAAGUUCUACAUUAAUAACGUGCCAAAAAUGCACAAAAGUACGUUGCAGCAGCUAAAAAGUGUGCAAUAAAAGAAACUGAAGCAUUAAAAUCGGCAGCAACCUUGCAAAACAACUGUAUAUGUAGCGUGUCGGCCAUGGAGGAGAAUAUGUGGAUAAUUGAGCUGGAAUCGGCGCUGUUGGAUGACUGCACGGUGAAUGAGGUUUAUGGGAUAUGUCAGGGGAAGCAGUUACCGGAGGCACUGCGUCCGGAUGUGUGGCAGGUGUGCCUCGAUGUGCGGCACAAAAGCGAUCAGAUGUCGCUCUUCAAUGAGAUCUACGAUCUUCCAUUUCAAAGUCAAUUGCGUGAGGAUUGCAAACGGAUUGUGGAACGCAUGGGCAACGAUGAGGAGGACAAAGUGUCCGUUGUCUCCGAUCUAGAAUCGAUAAUGACAUUCUAUUGCAAGAAUCGUAAUCUACAAUAUGAGCCAGAGAACGGUUGGAUUGAACUACUCCUGCCGCUCUUCGCUCUCAAACUGAAUCGCUCCGAUACGUUCAAUCUCUUUGAGGCUAUCAGGGACACUUAUAUACCAAAGGGUUGCAAGCCCAAGGGCAAUGUCUUCCACGUAUUUCGUUUGCUGCUGCUCUACCAUGAUCCGGAGCUGUGCACCGUGCUGGAUACGAAGAAGAUAACACCCGAUCUAUAUUCGCUGACAUGGUUCCAAUCACUGUUUGCCAACUGCAGCAGUUUAUCUGUGAUUAUCGCCAUGUGGGAUUUAUAUUUUCAGAAUGCCGACCCAUUUAUGGUCUUCUUUUUGGCUCUGAUCAUACUGAUCAAUGGACGCGAUCAGAUAAUGGCAAUGAAGACGUCAUCCAAGGAGGACAUUAUGAAAUUUCUCAUCAAUAUGCCGUGCGCUUUGGAGGUGGAUGAUGUUCCAGAUUUUUGCUCACUCGCCCAAUACUAUGCGCUGAAAACACCCUCAUCCUUCAAGACGGACUAUCUGAAGGCGCUUUAUGGCAAACAGAACGAUUCGCCGCGCAGCCAGGAGGAGUCCAAUAAAGUAUCACAGGCUCUUUGCCUGCCUGUUUCCGUCUACGAACUGGUAGAGAAUUCUGCCACCGAAUUCCCAGUGCCAGAUGCCGUUCGAUUCUUUCUCGUCGAUUGUCGUCCAGCUGAACAGUAUAAUGCCGGCCAUUUGUCAACGGCAUUCCAUCUCGACUGCAAUCUGAUGCUGCAGGAGCCGUUGGCAUUCGCAACAGCUGUUCAGGGUCUGCUCACCGCCCAGAAACAGGCCAUUGAGGUAAAUUCAAAUGCGGGCGGUGAGCAUUUGUGUUUCAUGGGCAGCGGCCGUGUCGAGGAGGAUCAGUACACGCAUAUGGUGGUGGCCUCAUUCCUGCAAAAGAACACACACUACGUGUCCUUGCUCACCGGUGGCUACGCCUCCAUCCACGACUAUUUUGGCGAUCACAUGGCCGAUUGCCUCGAGGAUCACAGCGUCAGCAAGUGUCUCGUCUGUCAGCAGCACAAUGUGAAGCAGUCAAAGACCGUGCCGCUGAAAGCGCCAGCGACUACGCCGUCCUCCUCCGAUCUGUUUAGUAAGUUCUCCGCAGCCAUGAAGUCCAAAUCGGCCGAGGUCAAGGGACGUCUGAUGGACAUCAUUGUGAAUCCGAGUGGUGCAAAUGGUGCACCCAACGCCGGCGGCGCUUCCAGCAACGGAGCCCAAUCGUUGCCCGCCCAGGAGCGUCAUGUGAGCGCCAAGGAGCGCAACGGGAAACGUUAUCGGAAUGUGGCGCCCGUCUUCAGUAUUGACGAUGAGAACGAGGAUGCCUACGAUGGAGAUGAACGUGAUGCGCCUCAGCCGGCCGGCGAUACGAAGGAAAUUGUCAAUCUUAAUCAAUAUUUCAAGACGGCGGACAUCAUCAAUGCGUUCAAGUGUCAGGAUGUCCAUAUAAAUGGCUAUAUGUACGAUAGCCAUCUGAUAAUAACGCCCACACAUCUGGUGGUGUUGCGCGAAUUGGGACGUGGUCAGGCGCAGAUAAUGGUCCGAAGACCGCUGGCGAGCAUUGUAAAGAUCACAGCCAAGAAGCGACAUCGCGAUUUGAUCACAUUCAAAUACGGAUUUCCCGAUGGCGAUGGUCUGCUCAUCACCGACAUGGAUCGAUUUCUCAUACCAAAUGCAACAGAGGCCACCGCUCUGGUCUCCAAACACAUUGUGCAGGUGCUCGACAAUGCAAAGUAGUGGAGAUCGGGACUUGAAGUCCCCCAUUAGUCACGCCUUAUGGUUAAUCCACAUCCUUAUUUUAACACACACAGGACACAUACAAAAAGCAAUGCGUUUCGCUCUGUUCUCUGAGAACGGUCUAAUUAUACUAACUAUAAAUUGGCAAUGAUUUCCUUCGACUAGCUGACAAAUUGUAGUCUAAACUUUUAAAUCAAUGGGACAUGCUGCAACUGUAACAUACAACACACUUUACCGACAACAAAACAAAACAAAACAAAAACAGGACGACGAAAAUUAACCUAAUUAAAAUUGAAUGCGAUUUGUUCUAACCCAAAACUAAAUUCUAAGUUCAAAUAAACGAAAUAAACUUA
Messenger RNA from Drosophila grimshawi, 2654 nucleotides. It is a transcript of the gene TBC1D23, whose product is annotated as TBC1 domain family member 23. Gene Ontology annotation, cellular component: trans-Golgi network. The transcript has 3 exons. Lineage: Eukaryota; Metazoa; Arthropoda; Insecta; Diptera; Drosophilidae. Gene Ontology annotation, biological process: retrograde transport, endosome to Golgi. Bases 220 to 2301 code for a protein of 693 amino acids. The record is from RefSeq and is a predicted model, not a curated record.